GCUUAGCAUCUGCAAGUCUGUCUCGAGCUUUGCAAUCGGCACCUAGGUAUGCUUUUAAAAGCUUUAAAGAUACCACAAAUAAGUACACCGGGUUGUCGGUCUCACGGGAGCUUCCAGGCACGUUUCUCUUCCGUCUUGGCCGGAGUUAAAGGUACCUACUGUGUAGGAGACAAUCCCAAAUGACGCAGCAGAUCUUUGGCCAAUCAGGGCCCAUAUUAGCGGACUGCGGGGUCAUCCGCCAUCGGCCCCAGCUUUAUCGCAGUUCAUGGAGGGGCAAUGCUCGGCACUGUUUGGAGAAUGUUCGGUUUGCCUGAGCCACUUGAACUUUUGAGAUCACCUCAUAGAACAUUGCACACCGACAGCCACGCCUUUGCGAGUCUUGGUCUCCCCGUCACCCGCUCGAAUAUCUCCCAAUACAACAACAUGUCGACUAUUCGCGAAAUCACCAGUCUUUCGAACUGGGAACAUCACGUCACCUCACUACCGCCUUCCACUCUCCUCGUGGUCUCUUUCCAUGCGCCAUGGGCCGCUCCAUGCGCGCAAAUGGCGACCGUUCUGUCGACGCUGGCGAGCGAGUAUCCCGUCACUGAACCACCGUCCACAUCAUGGGUGUCGAUCAACGCAGAGGAUCUUUCGGAUAUUAGCGAAACCUACAACGUGACAGCCGUUCCAUUUCUUGUCCUGAUUCGCAACGGACAGGUGCUGGAAACCGUCAGUGGAAGCAGCGCCGUCAAGGUGCGGAAUGCCAUCGAAGCCCAUGCCGCCAAGGCCGGCGCCCCAGUUUUGAAUGGCGCUGCGACUGCGACUGACGGCCAUGAUGGUGAGGUGGCAACCGAGGAGGAUCCAGAGAAGAAAAAGGAGGAACUCUUCAAGCGUCUGGGAGAUCUUGUCAAGGCUGCUCCCGUGAUGCUCUUCAUGAAGGGCACUCCUAGCGAGCCCAAGUGCGGCUUUUCUCGGCAGCUAGUAGCUAUUCUGCGGGAAAACGCCGUCAAGUAUGGCUUCUUCAAUAUCCUGGCCGACGAUGAAGUGCGCCAGGGCCUCAAAGAGUUUGCCGACUGGCCAACUUAUCCCCAGCUCUGGGUUGACGGUGAGCUGGUCGGAGGGCUUGAUAUUGUCAAGGAGGAACUGUCUAAUGACGCCGACUUCUUCAAGGCAUAUAGCAUCAAGUCCAACGGCGAGACUGCAGCCGCCUCGUGA
Molecule: messenger RNA, 1197 nt
Organism: Podospora pseudocomata
Lineage: Eukaryota; Fungi; Ascomycota; Sordariomycetes; Sordariales; Podosporaceae
Gene: GRX3
Product: glutaredoxin
Exons: 2
Coding region: 277-1197 (306 amino acids)
Biological process (GO): intracellular iron ion homeostasis
Cellular component (GO): nucleus; cytosol
Molecular function (GO): 2 iron, 2 sulfur cluster binding
Source: RefSeq, a predicted model, not a curated record